UACAAGGACUGCAUCGAACGAACGAAGAUUUUGUUCUAGGAAAUUGAUGAUCAGUGCCAGAGAGUAAAGAAAAUUCAUACAAGUCUUAAUAAAGAACAAGCUAUUUCUUACCUGCAAAGGCAGAUUCUAUUCAAGCCGAAUCUAUCCGAUCACAGUUGCGCAGUGAGAUAGGCCUAUAAAGCAUCGAUAAUCCUUUACUUUCUGAUCGCUUCUCAUUUUUCAUUCGUACAUUAUUUUGCGAAAUCCCAAUUGAAGUGCAUUAUGUUCUGAUGAAUCUUUUUCUUAUUACUCUGUUCGACGUUAGCGCGGUUUUUGGUACGUCAGUGCGGUUAAAUUUUUAAAAUUCUUUAUGCCGCCUUAAAUUAUGCAUACGACGCAUGAGGUAGGAAAUGCCACGACGACCUCGUAAUUCUCGGAACCGAAACCAGCAGCGACAGCAGCCAGAAAAUCCGGACGACAUGCAGGGCGGCAAGUCUGGGCGUCGGGAGAAGCCCGUACAGCGCAACGCCGCCAACGCCAGGGAGAGAACCCGCAUGCGCAUCCUGGCGAGAGCGUUCUGCCGCCUGAAGACGACGCUGCCGUGGGUGCCCCCUGACACGAAGCUCUCCAAGCUGGAUACCCUCCGCCUUGCAGCCUCAUACAUCGCCCACCUGCGCGGUGUGCUCACCGACCCCACCCACAACACGGCGCAGUACGACGCGCGUCUCUCGUGGCCGUACGCCGGCCUGAGCACUCGCGACCCUGCGCUGCUGCCUUGCAAUGCAGCUCCUGUCUCCUUCAGCAGCUCCAGCUACGCGGAGUGUGGGACAGCAGGAUGCGGAGAUAUACCACGCUACAUGGCCCACUGUUCAACUCCCAUCUACAGCAGCCCAUGUUGAACCUCCGCAACCCCCUGAUUCUGAUUAACCUUUUUGGGGUCAAUGUGAACUCGAGUCUGCGACCAAAUAUUUGCGCCACUCAGACCCGCAAGGCGAAGUGGUAUGCCUAUACGAAAAGCAGUUGCUAUAACCGGACUGGAUGUCUGCACCAAUAGCCAGCCUCUCCUCUCUGUGCCAGUCUCUCCUCCAUGAGCCAACUGGUUACUCUUCCUUCAUCAGGAAUCAGCAUUCAUGUUUAUUAUUAAAAUUAGUUUAGAUGUGUUGUAAUGUGUCUUGCUUGAUGUACUAUGGUGAUGGUGCUUUCCAAACGUUAUUUUUAACGCAGUAAUGUACUGAAUAAAUUGUUAUAAGCUACUAUUGUGAGUUUCAGUACACCGUUUGAAAGUUCUUGCAAUUAAAAUACACAGACAAAGGUUGAA
Molecule: messenger RNA, 1297 nt
Organism: Hyalella azteca
Lineage: Eukaryota; Metazoa; Arthropoda; Malacostraca; Amphipoda; Hyalellidae
Product: transcription factor 21-like
Exons: 5
Coding region: 390-878 (162 amino acids)
Biological process (GO): developmental process; regulation of transcription by RNA polymerase II
Molecular function (GO): protein dimerization activity; RNA polymerase II transcription regulatory region sequence-specific DNA binding; DNA-binding transcription factor activity, RNA polymerase II-specific
Source: RefSeq, a predicted model, not a curated record